AUGACUGCACUCGAUUUUAGCAGAGUCGGCUUCAUUGGCCUCGGAGCCAUGGGAAAGCACAUGGUCGAACAUCUCGCCACCAAACUCCCUAAUGACAGCAGCGUUUUCGUAUAUGACAUUUCAAGCCCCCCGAUCGAUGAGCUAGUGGGCAGGUAUCCAGGAAAGAUUGUUCGAAACACAUCACCGAGGAAUGUAGCAGAUAAUUCGACACUCAUCUUUUCCAUGGUUCCCGAAGGAGAACAUGCCCAUUGCGUAUACCUUGCCCCGGAGACUGGCGUUGCAGCGGCACCCCUCCACGGCAAAAUCCUCAUCGACUGCUCAACAAUCGACAUCGCCACAAGCCUCAGCAUCAAGAACCAUAUAACAGCUCACCACGCAACGACCUCUUUCUACGACGCCCCAGUCAGCGGCGGCACCCUCGGCGCGAAAGCCGGCACCAUCGCGUUCUUCCUCGGCUGCGCGACAGACGACCCGAACCUCCCGCGUAUAAGUGAAUUGCUGUGUCUGAUGGGAACUAAGGUCAUCCCCUGCGGCGGUCCAACAUCCGGCCUUGCUGCGAAGCUGUGCAACAAUUACCUCUCUGGCCUAAUUGCGAUCGCGAGUUCCGAGGCCCUGAACAUGGGGAUCCGUGCUGGCCUUGACCCACGCGUACUCAACAAUGUCAUUGGUGCUGGGACUGCGGCGAAUGCGGUCUGUGCAGAUUAUAAUCCUUGUCCUGGAGUUGUGGCCAAGGCACCCUCAAGCAAGGGAUAUGAGGGUGGAUUCAAGGUACAGUUGAUGAAGAAGGACUUUGGGCUCGCAGUGGAGUUGGCGAAGGACGUGGGUGCGAACUUGGUGCUUGGGGAGAAGGGGCUCGAGACGUAUACGGCUGCGGCGGAGGAUCCGAAAUGUCGGGAUCGAGACUCGAGGGUUGUAUUUAGGUUUAUUGGCGGGGAUGAAGGGUGGAAGGAGAGACUUGGAGGUUAA
Aspergillus candidus is the source of this 966-nucleotide messenger RNA. Its product is annotated as putative 3-hydroxyisobutyrate dehydrogenase. The coding region runs from base 1 to 966 and encodes 321 amino acids. Lineage: Eukaryota; Fungi; Ascomycota; Eurotiomycetes; Eurotiales; Aspergillaceae. Gene Ontology annotation, molecular function: 3-hydroxyisobutyrate dehydrogenase activity; NADP binding; NAD binding. The record is from RefSeq and is a predicted model, not a curated record. Gene Ontology annotation, biological process: L-valine catabolic process. The transcript has 2 exons. Gene Ontology annotation, cellular component: mitochondrion.